UAUCAUCCUGGUUGUUUCUGAUGGUUUGGUAGAUGCAGAGAUCCACCUUUGCACCAAAGCCAUUUGGUCUUCAAGACCACUUUUGGGAAGAGACCUAGUGUGCGUAUUGUAAAGAAAGGGUGUCCUCUCUCUCUCUCUUUUUAUCUCUAAACCCCUCCCCUCUUCCCUGGUGGGGAACACAUCACCAUGUAUGGGAGAAGAGGCACAUAGUUCUCUUCACCCCAUAUCCAGGAACACUUUUGAUUGAGAGCCCUGCAUGUCUCUAGUUCUUACCUAGUCCAGUGGGGAAGCAUUUGGUGGCUGUGCUGGUGUAGGGCUAUGGACAGUUCCCAGGUUCUCCUUGCAUAAACUUCUCAUAUUCUGGCUUUUAAUAGAAUAAUCUCUCCUAGGUUGCUCUGUGAUUGUCUCCCCUAUUCUGCUCUAACUGGGGAAAAGCAGAAUUGGAAUCAUUUGGUUAGGCUGUUUAGUCAGAGCCUUCUAGAAGAGAGGUGUACUACCAAGGCCCUUGGGGGGAUUCUAUCACGGUCACUCCCACACCCAGGCAUACCUGGGGCAGCUAGCUCCUUGCUUCAAAACAGAAAGCUGUACAACCAAGAAUGGGGAUACCCUCCACACAAGCUUCUGAUGCAUUUCUGGGGCACAAAAGGUGACCAUGCCUUCACCAGCCAGACCUCCUUGCAAGUGACAGCACACAGCUUCUUCUAAUAUACCCGGAUAUCUGAGGUUCCCAAGCAAGGACAGGAAUAAUGAAGAAGGCUGUGUGCUAGCUGCAUCCUUUUGAACCACCCAGGAAGGAAAUCCAGAGUGUGGUCAGGGGCAGAACACAUGCAACACUUGGAGUGAAUGAGGAAUGGACUCGUGAUUAUGCAGAGGUUCCAGGAUGAAUCUGGUCGACCUGUGGCUGUCCCGCUCCCUCUCCAUGUGUCUCCUCCUCCAAAGCUUUGUACUGAUGAUACUGUGUUUUCAUUCUGCCAGUAUGUGUCCCAAGGGCUGCCUUUGCUCUUCCUCUGGGGGAUUAAAUGUCACCUGUAGCAAUGCAAAUCUCAAGGAAAUACCCAGAGAUCUCCCUCCUGAAACAGUUUUGCUGUAUUUGGACUCCAAUCAGAUCACAUCCAUCCCCAAUGAGAUUUUUAAGGACCUCCAUCAACUGAGAGUUCUUAACCUGUCCAAAAACGGCAUCGAGUUUAUUGACGAGCAUGCAUUCAAAGGAGUAGCAGAAACCCUGCAGACCCUGGAUUUGUCUGACAACAGGAUUCAAAGUGUGCACAAAAAUGCCUUCAAUAAUCUGAAGGCUAGGGCUAGGAUUGCUAACAACCCAUGGCAUUGUGACUGUACUCUCCAGCAAGUUCUCAGGAGCAUGGCAUCCAAUCAUGAGACAGCACACAAUGUGAUUUGCAAGACAUCAGUGUUGGAUGAGCAUGCUGGGAGACCUUUCCUCAAUGCUGCCAAUGACGCUGACCUUUGUAACCUCCCUAAAAAGACUACUGACUAUGCCAUGCUCGUCACCAUGUUUGGCUGGUUCACCAUGGUGAUCUCUUAUGUGGUGUACUAUGUGAGGCAGAAUCAGGAGGAUGCCCGGAGACACCUUGAAUACUUGAAAUCCCUGCCAAGCAGGCAAAAGAAGGCAGAUGAGCCUGAUGACAUUAGCACUGUGGUAUAGUAACCAUGCUGGCUGGCACUGGGAAGGGAGCUUCUGUUUGUAGUAAAAUAAGUGAUUCAUUUCUCCCUUCAUUGUACACAUUUAAAACUGUAUUUUAGUUUCUUUGGAAUCAUGCCACUGUUGAACUUUACACAAACAACACUAAUAAUUUUAGUUUAGGUGAUCUCCCCCCAUUAAUUGUGACCCCUGGUUCCUGAGUAACAAACUCUCUGAACAUUAGUUAGACCCAUCUCACUAUUUAAUAAUGAAAUUUAUUUUUUUAAUUUAAAACUGAAUAAAAGCUUAACUUUGAACCAUGGAAAA
This is a messenger RNA of Mus caroli (Ryukyu mouse), 1963 nucleotides long. The record is from RefSeq and is a predicted model, not a curated record. Lineage: Eukaryota; Metazoa; Chordata; Mammalia; Rodentia; Muridae.